AUGGCGGCUUCUAUCUCACAGCGCCCUACUCGCAUUACAGCUCAGAACCCAUGUUCCAAACUGGACUUCGUUGGUGGGCUUUCAAGGAAAAGUUCCGGUUUUGUGCAGUUUUUAAGGCCCUCUGUUCGGAAGAGCAACAAUGCUGUCAAGGUCUCCUGUGCCAUCAGCAAAGACAAUGGUAGUGCAGUGUCUGUUGCUGAUUCCGUGCCUACUGUGACUCGCUCCAAGGUGCAGCGACAUACAAUUUCAGUGUUUGUAGGUGAUGAAAGUGGAAUAAUAAACCGGAUUGCUGGGGUUUUUGCUAGAAGAGGUUACAACAUCGAAUCCCUCGCUGUUGGUUUGAACAAGGAUAAGGCUCUGUUUACUAUAGUUGUCUGUGGAACUGAAAAAGUUUUGCGGCAAGUUGUAGAACAGCUUAACAAGCUUGUGAAUGUCAUAAAGGUGGAAGAUAUCUCCAGGGACCCACAAGUAGAGAGAGAACUGAUGCUCAUAAAGCUCAAUGCAGAUCCAAGCACUCAGGCUGAGAUCAUGUGGUUAGUGGACAUCUUCAGAGCAAAAAUAGUUGAUAUCUCAGAGCAUUCACUUACUAUUGAGGUCACUGGUGACCCUGGGAAGAUGGCUGCUGUUCAAAGGAACUUAAGCAAGUUUGGAAUCAAAGAACUUGCUAGAACUGGAAAGAUUGCUCUGAGACGGGAAAGAAUGGGUGAGACAGCUCCAUUUUGGAGUUUUUCUACAGCUUCAUAUCCUGACCUUGAGAGAACUUCAUCCGGUGUUGCCCUUGCCAGGAAUGCUGCUAACUCCCUUGCAGGGAAUGCAGACCUAUCACUCAAUGGAAACAACAUUCCAUCCUCGAAGGGUGAUGUUUAUCCUGUGGAGCCUUAUGAUGACUUCUUGGUGAAUCCAGUUCUUGAUGCUCACUGGGGUGUUCUUUAUGACGAAGAUUCAAAUGGGCUUCGGUCACACACUUUAUCUAUGCUCGUCAAUAACUGUCCUGGAGUUCUAAAUAUUGUCACUGGGGUUAUAUCUCGAAGAGGCUAUAACAUUCAGAGUCUUGCUGUGGGGCCUGCUGAAGAAGAGGGACUUUCUCGCAUUACUACCGUUAUUCCUGGAACAGAUGAGUCAAUUGGCAAGUUGGUUCAGCAACUUCACAAGUUAAUAGAUCUUCAUGAGGUUCACGAUAUUACUCACUCGCCAUUUGCAGAACGAGAAUUGAUGCUAAUAAAGAUAGCUGCAAAUAGUGUUGCUAGGAGGGAUGUUCUUGAUAUUGCUAGAAUAUUUCGGGCAAAAGCUGUUGACGUCUCUGAUCACACAAUUACUCUUGAGCUUACAGGUGAUUUUAGUAGGAUGGUUGCUCUGCAGAGAACAUUGGAGCCAUAUGGAAUUUGUGAGCUUCUUAUCAAAUCUAGAUUAUCUCAACUUGAGUUCUUUUCCCACGUUGCUAUGGUGGUUUCCUUCUCCAGUGCCCCCUUCUCCAGAUGGGAAAUGGAAGGAAACAAAACCGAAGUUGCCCACAUUCUGGGGCUGUUGAAGAGAGAGAUCAACCGGCAUGUCGGGGUUCAGGUAGAAACGGUGCUUUAG
This is a messenger RNA of Dovyalis caffra, 1578 nucleotides long. The record is from the annotation of a GenBank genome assembly. NCBI's taxonomy places the organism in Eukaryota, Viridiplantae, Streptophyta, Magnoliopsida, Malpighiales, Salicaceae.